CUCAGGUGCUGAGUGAGAGGAACGCGAGCGCUCGGCGGAGUCUGAGACUCGGCAGGGUGGAGAAGUGCAGACAUUUCACCGAGGGGAAGACUGCGACCACAGAGACCGCUGCAGCAGGAGGGGGGCCUCGGUAGCCUCGGCGCCGGCAGCCGCAACUGCCAGGGAGGCAGACCCAGUCCGAGAACCCCUCGCUGGCUGGAGAGCUGGGGGCUAGGCGGGGCGCUGACGUCACCUCCCCUCCCCCAGUUCCUCCAAGAGGGAGGGAGUGGGGAAAAGAGGCUGCGAUCCGCCGCAGCUCCCGGCCGCAACUCCUCAACUAGGCGGCUGGCUGCCUGGACAUGUCCUGACAAACUUGGCUUCUCUCCGACCCUCUCCAGCGCUCGCGCAUUCUCUUUUCGCCUCCUUUUGGUGCUCAAGUUUCCCCCUGGUCGGAAGCCUCUGGAGAUGCGGCCACCUGGGUCCCAGCAGCGUGGGCGGAUCGCACUCUGGUUGGGGAUAUGCUGAAGAUCCAAGAGAGGCAAAGUUGGUACUUCAAACACGAUCCUUAACAAAUAUCCACACCGCGUGCGAAUUACCCAACUGCCAGGGAGUGCAAAGCGGAGCACCGAGGACUGGACUAGAGUGGUUUCUGAGAGUUAAACAAUGGGGAGACAUUUGACUUUGCUUCUGCUUCUGCUUCUACUUCUCCAGCAUUUUGGAGACAGUGAUGGAAGCCAAAGACUUGAACAUCCUCCUCCUAUACAGUUUACACAUUUCCAGUACAAUGUCACUGUGCAUGAGAAUUCUGCAGCUAAAACCUACGUUGGGCAUCCUGUAAAGAUGGGUAUUUACAUUACAAAUCCACUGUGGGAAUUAAGGUACAAAAUUGUCUCAGGAGACAACGAAAACCUGUUCAAAGCUGAAGAGUACAUUCUUGGAGACUUUUGCUUUCUAAGAAUAAGGACCAAAGGAGGAAAUACAGCUAUUCUUAAUAGAGAAGUAAAAGACCAUUACACGUUGAUAGUCAAAGCAGUUGAAAAAAACACGAAUGCUGAAGCACGAACAAAGGUCCGGGUGCAAGUUCUGGAUACAAAUGACUUGAGACCAUUAUUCUCCCCCACCUCAUACAGUGUUUCCCUACCUGAAAAUACAGCUAUAAGGACCAGUAUUGCACGAGUCAGUGCCACAGAUGCAGACAUAGGAACCAAUGGAGAAUUUUACUACAGUUUUAAAGACCGAACUGACAUGUUUGCUAUCCACCCAACCAGUGGCACAGUAGUUUUAACUGGUAGACUUGAUUACAUAGAGACUCAGCUCUAUGAGCUGGAGAUCCUUGCUGUGGACCGUGGAAUGAAGUUGUAUGGGAGCAGUGGUAUCAGCAGCAUGGCCAAGUUAACAGUUCAUGUGGAACAGGCCAAUGAAUGUGCUCCUGUGAUAACAGCGGUGACGUUAUCACCAUCAGAACUGGACAGGGACCCAACAUAUGCAAUUGUAACUGUGGAUGACUGCGAUCAGGGUGCCAAUGGGGAAAUUGCUUCUUUAAGCAUUGUGGCAGGUGACCUUCUUCAACAGUUUAGAACAGUGAGAUCCUUUCCAGGAAGUAAAGAGUAUAAAAUCAAAGCUAUUAAUGGCAUUGAUUGGGACAGUCAUCCUUCUGGCUACAAUCUGACCCUACAGGCUAAAGAUAAAGGAACUCCUCCCCAGUUCUCUUCAGUAAAAGUAAUUCAUGUGACUUCUCCACAGUUCAAAGCUGGACCGAUCAGGUUUGAAAAGGAUAUUUACAGAGCAGAAAUAAGUGAAUUUGCUCCUCCCAAUACACCUGUGGUCAUGGUAAAAGCCAGUCCUAGUUCUCCCCAUUUGAAGUAUGUUUUUAAAAGUACACCUGGAAAAGCUAAAUUCAGUUUAAAUCAUAACACUGGUCUCAUUUCCAUUUUAGAACCAAUUAAGAGACAGCAGACAUCCCAUUUUGAACUUGAAGUAACAACAAGUGACAGAAAAGCCUCCACUAAAGUCUUGGUUAAAGUCUUAGGUACAAAUAGCAAUCCCCCCGAGUUUACCCAGACAGCAUACAAAGCAUCCUUUGAUGAGAAUGCACCCACUGGUACUACUGUCAUGAGUGUGAGCGCUGUAGACCCUGAUGAGGGUGAGAAUGGAUACGUGACUUACAGCAUUGCAAAUUUAAAUCACGUGCCAUUUGUGAUUGAUCAUUUUACUGGUGCUGUGAGUACUUCAGAAAACCUGGACUAUGAACUGAUGCCUCGGGUUUACACCUUAAGAAUUCGAGCAUCAGAUUGGGGCUUGCCAUACCGCCGGGAAGUUGAAGUCCUUGCUACGAUUACUCUCAAUAACUUGAAUGACAACACACCUUUGUUUGAGAAAAUUAAUUGUGAAGGAACAAUUCCCAGAGAUCUAGGUGUAGGGGAGCAAAUAACUACUGUGUCUGCUAUAGAUGCUGAUGAACUUCAGUUGGUACGGUAUCAGAUUGAAGCUGGGAAUGAACUAGAUUUGUUUGACUUAAACCCCAACUCUGGGGUGUUGUCAUUAAAGCAGUCACUAAUGGAUGGCUUAGGUGCAAAGGUGUCUUUUCACAGUUUGAGAAUUACAGCUACAGAUGGAGAAAAUUUUGCCACCCCAUUAUAUAUCAACAUAACUGUGGCAGCCAGUCGCAAGCCAGUAAACUUGCAGUGUGAAGAGACUGGUGUUGCCAAAAUGCUGGCAGAGAAACUCCUGCAGGCAAAUAAAUUGCACAAUCAGGGGGAGGUGGAGGAUAUUUUCUUUGAUUCUCACUCUGUCAAUGCUCAUGUCCCGCAGUUUAGGAGUACUCUUCCAACUGGUAUUGAGGUAAAGGAGAACCGUCCUGUGGGUUCCAGUAUAAUUUUCAUGAAUGCUACUGACCUUGACUCUGGCUUCAACGGAAAACUGGUAUAUGCUAUUUCUGGAGGAAAUGAGGAUAGUUGCUUCAUUAUUGACAUGGAAACGGGAAUGCUGAAAAUUUUAUCUCCCCUUGAUCGUGAAACAACAGACAGAUACACAUUGAACAUUACUGUAUAUGACCUUGGUAUACCACAGAAGGCAGCUUGGCAUCUUUUAGAUAUCACUGUUCUGGAUGCCAAUGAUAAUCCACCUGAAUUUUUACAGGAGAGCUAUUUUGUUGAAGUGAGUGAAGACAAGGAAAUAAAUAGUGAAAUCAUCCAGGUUGAAGCCACUGAUAAAGAUCUGGGCCUCAAUGGACAUGUGACAUACUCUAUUCUUACAGAUACUGAUAGGUUUUCAAUUGACAGCACAACUGGUGUUGUUAAAAUUAUGCACCCUUUGGAUCGUGAAAUACAGCAUGUGCAUUACUUAAAGAUUGAAGCCAGGGAUCAAGCCAAAGAAGAGCCCCAGUUGUUUUCCACUGUGCUUUUGAAAGUCUCACUAGAAGAUAUUAAUGACAACCCACCUAAGUUUAUUCCACCUAAUUACCGUGUGAAAGUUCGAGAGGAUCUGCCAGAAGGAACAAUAAUCAUGUGGUUAGAAGCCUAUGAUCCUGAUUUAGGUCAGUCUAGUCAAGUGAGAUACAGUCUUAUGGACCAUGGAGAAGGAAACUUUGAUGUGGAUAAACUCAGUGGAGCAGUUAGAAUUGUACAACAGUUGGACUUUGAGAAGAAGCAAGUGUACAAUCUCACUGUGAGGGCCAAAGACAAAGGGAAGCCAGUUUCUCUGUCUUCUACUUGCUAUGUGGAAAUUGAGGUAAUUGAUGUGAAUGAGAACUUACAUCCUCCAGUGUUUUCCAGUUUUGUGGAAAAGGGUGUAGUGAAAGAAGAUGUCCCUAUUGGCUCAUCAGUAAUGACAGUGUCAGCUCAUGAUGAGGACACAGGAAGAGAUGGGGAGAUCCGAUAUUCCAUUAGAGAUGGUUCUGGUGUUGGUGUUUUCAAGAUAGAUGAAGAAACAGGUGUCAUAGAGACUUCAGAUCGAUUGGACCGUGAAUCAACCUCCCAUUACUGGCUAACAGUCUAUGCAACUGAUCAGGGCGUGGUGCCUCUUUCAUCAUUCAUAGAGAUCUACAUAGAGGUGGAGGAUGUCAAUGACAAUGCACCACAGACAUCAGAGCCUGUCUAUUACCCAGAAAUAAUGGAAAAUUCUCCCAAGGAUAUACCCGUGGUCCAAAUUGAGGCAUUUGAUCCAGACUCUAGCUCUGAUGACAAGCUAAUGUACAAAAUUACAAGUGGAAAUCCACAAGGAUUCUUUGCAAUUCAUCCUAAAACCGGCCUUAUCACAACAACAUCAAGAAAACUAGACCGAGAACAGCAAGAUGAACACAUAUUAGAAGUUACUGUGACCGACAAUGGUACUCCCCCUAGAUCAACCAUUGCAAGAGUAAUUGUGAAAAUCCUUGAUGAAAAUGACAACAAGCCUCAGUUCCUGCAGAAGUUCUACAAAAUCAGACUCCCAGAACGGGAAAAACCAGAAAGAAACUCCAAACGAGAGCCUCUAUAUCGUGUUGUAGCUACAGAUAAAGAUGAAGGUCCCAACGCAGAAAUCUCCUACAGCAUCGAGGAUGGAAAUGAGCUUGGCAAAUUUUUUAUUGAACCCAAAACUGGAAUGGUUUCAUCCAAAAAGUUCUCUGCAGCUGGAGAAUAUGAUAUUCUUUCAAUUAAGGCAGUCGAUAAUGGUCGCCCUCAAAAGUCAUCAACUACUAGACUUCAUAUUGAAUGGAUCUCCAAACCCAAACCGUCCCUGGAGCCCAUUUCAUUUGAAGAACCCUUUUUUACCUUCACUGUAAUGGAAAGUGAUCCAGUUGCUCAUAUGAUUGGAAUGCUAUCUGUUGAGCCUGCAGGCAUUCCCCUUUGGUUUGAUAUCAUUGGAGAUACACUUGCUAGAGAAGUUUUUUACAUCUUUCAGAUGACUUGUGACCUGAACUGUACAGCAGAAGGUGGCAACUAUGACAGUCACUUUGAUGUUGACAAGGGAUCUGGAACCAUCAUUGUUGCCAAACCUCUUGAUGCAGAACAAAAAUCAAACUAUAAUUUGACAGUUGAGGCCACGGAUGGAACAAGCAUCAUCCAUACUCAGGUUUUCAUCAAAGUAAUAGAUACAAAUGACCAUCGUCCCCAGUUUUCUACAUCAAAAUAUGAAGUUGUUAUUCCUGAAGAUACAGUGCCAGAAACAGAAAUUUUGCAAAUCAGUGCUGUGGAUAAGGAUGAGAAAAAUAAACUAAUCUAUACUCUGCAGAGUAGUAUAGACCCACUGAGUCUCAAGAAAUUUCGUCUUGAUCCUGCAACUGGCGCUCUCUGUACCUCUGAAAAACUGGAUCAUGAAGCCGUUCACCAGCAUGUUCUUACAGUCAUGGUACGAGAUCAAGAUGUCCCUGUAAAACGCAACUUUGCAAGGAUUGUCAUUAAUGUCAGUGACACAAAUGACCAUGCCCCAUGGUUCACCAGUUCUUCCUAUGAGGGGCGGGUUUAUGAGUCAGCAGCUGUGGGAUCAGUCGUUCUGCAGGUUACAGCUCUCGACAAAGACAAAGGGAAAAAUGCCGAAGUUCUCUACUCAAUUGAAUCAGGAAAUAUUGGAAAUUCUUUUAUAAUUGAUCCCAUCUUGGGCUCUAUAAAAACCGCCAAAGAAUUAGAUCGAAGUAACCAAGUGGAAUAUGAUUUAAUGGUGAAAGCUACAGAUAAAGGCAAUCCACCAAUGAGUGAAAUGACUUCUGUGCAUAUCUUUGUCACAAUUGCGGACAAUGCUGCCCCUAAGUUUACAUCCAAAGAAUACUCUGUUGAAAUUAGUGAAAUUACCAGCAUUGGGAGUUUUGUUGGAAUGGUUACAGCCCAUAGUCAGUCAUCAGUGAUCUAUGAAAUAAAAGAUGGAAAUAUCGGUGAUGCUUUUGAUAUUAAUCCACAUUCUGGAAGUAUCAUCACUCAGAAAUCCCUGGAUUUUGAAACUUUGCCCAUUUAUACAUUGACAGUCCAAGGAACCAACAUGGCUGGUUUGUCCACUAAUACAACUGUUUUAGUGCAUCUGCAGGACGAGAAUGACAACUCGCCAGUUUUUAUGCAGGCAGAAUAUUCAGGACUCAUCAGCGAAUCAGCUUCAAUCAACAGUGUAGUCCUGACAGACAGGAAUAUCCCACUAGUGAUCCAAGCAACUGAUGCUGAUAAAGAAUCAAAUGCUUUGCUUGUUUAUCACAUUGUUGAACCAUCUGUGCACAAAUAUUUUGCUGUCGAUUCUAGCACUGGGGCUAUUCAUACAGUACAAAGUCUGGACUAUGAAGAAACAAGUGUUUUUCACUUUACUGUACAAGUGCAUGACAUGGGGACACCACGUUUAUUUGCUGAAUAUGCAGCUAAUGUCACCAUACAUGUAAUUGACAUUAAUGACUGCCCUCCCGUGUUCUCCAAAUCAUUAUAUGAAGCAUCUCUUCUGUUGCCAACAUACAGAGGAGUAAAAGUCACCACAGUAAAUGCUACAGAUGCUGAUUCCAGUGCAUUCUCACAGUUGAUAUACUCCAUCACCGAAGGCAACAUUGGGGAGAAGUUUCUGAUGGACUACAAGACUGGCACCAUAACUGUGCAAAACACAACUCAGUUAAGAAGCCGCUAUGAAUUAACCAUUCGAGCUUCUGAUGGCAGGUUUGUCAGCUUUACCUCUGUGAAAAUUAACGUCAAAGAAAGCAAAGAAAGCCAACUAAAGUUUACCCAGGACUUCUACUCAGCAGUAGUGAAAGAGAAUUCCACAGAAGCUAAGACAUUAGCUGUCAUUACUGCUAUUGGGAAUCCAAUCAAUGAGCCUCUGUUUUAUCACAUCCUCAACCCAGACCGCAGAUUUAAAAUCAGCCGCACUUCAGGAGUGCUGUCAACCACUGGUAUACCCUUUGAUCGUGAACAGCAGGAGGCAUUUGAUGUCGUUGUAGAAGUGACAGAAGAACAUAAGCCUUCAGCAGUGGCCCAUGUUGUCGUGAAAGUCACCGUAGAAGACCAAAAUGACAAUGCACCAGUGUUUGUCAACCUUCCCUAUUAUGCUGUAGUUAAAGUGGACACUGAGGUGGGCCAUGUUAUCCGCUAUGUUACUGCUGUAGACAGAGAUAGUGGCAGAAAUGGGGAAGUACACUACUACCUUAAGGAACAUCAUGAUCACUUUCAAAUUGGACCCUCAGGUGAAAUUUCAUUGAAGAAACAAUUUGAACUUGACACCUUAAAUAAAGAAUAUCUUGUCACAGUGGUUGCAAAAGAUGGAGGAAACCCAGCUUUCUCAGCUGAAGUUAUAGUCCCAAUCACUGUUAUGAAUAAAGCCAUGCCUGUGUUUGAAAAACCUUUCUAUAGUGCAGAGAUUCCAGAAAAUAUCCAGAUGCAUAGCCCGGUUGUCCACAUACAAGCCAACAGUCCAGAAGGCUUAAAAGUGUUCUAUAGCAUCACAGAUGGAGAUCCUUUCAGCCAAUUUACUAUUAACUUCAAUACUGGAGUUAUAAAUGUCAUAGCUCCUCUGGAUUUUGAGUCCCACCCAGCAUAUAAAUUGAGCAUACGAGCAACUGACUCUCUGACUGGUGCUCAUGCUGAAGUGUUUGUUGACAUAAUAGUAGAAGACAUCAAUGAUAACUCUCCUGUGUUUGUUCAGCAGUCUUAUGCUGCAACUCUUUCUGAGGCAUCUGUAAUUGGAACAUCUGUCGUUCAAGUUAGAGCAACAGAUUCUGACUCAGAACCAAAUAGAGGAAUUUCAUACCAGAUGUUUGGAAAUCACAGCAAAAGUCACGAUCAUUUUCACAUAGAUAGCAGCACUGGUCUCAUCUCACUAAUCAGAACUUUAGAUUAUGAACAGUUCCACCAGCACAAGAUUUUUGUAAGGGCUGUUGACAGUGGAAUGCCCCAACUGAGCAGUGAUGUGAUUGUCACGGUGGAUGUCACUGACCUCAAUGAUAAUCCUCCACUCUUUGACCAACAAAUUUAUGAAGCCAAAAUUAGUGAGCAUGCUACUCAUGGGCAUUUUGUGAUGAGUGUGAAAGCCUUUGAUGCAGACAGUUCUGACAUAGACAAGUUAGAAUAUUCCAUUCUGUCUGGCAAUGAUCAUAAAAAUUUUGUCAUUGACAGUAAAACAGGGAUUAUAACACUCUCAAACCCGCGCCGGCACACCUUGAAGCCAUUUUACAGUCUUAACAUUUCUGUUUCUGAUGGUGUUUUUAGAAGUUCAGCUCAGGUUCAUAUAACUGUAAUUGGAGGCAAUUUGCACAGUCCUGUUUUUCUUCAGAAUGAAUAUGAAGUGGAACUAGCUGAAAAUGCUCCUUUACAUACACUGGUGAUUGAGGUUAAAGCAACUGAUAGGGAUUCUGGUAUUUAUGGUCUCAUUACUUACCACAUUGUAAAUGACUUUGCCAAAGACAGAUUUUACACAAAUGAGAGAGGACAGAUAUUUACUUUGGAAAAACUUGAUAGAGAGACCCCAGCAGAGAAAGUAAUCUCAGUUCGUUUAAUGGCGAAGGAUGCUGGAGGAAAAGUUGCUUUCUGCACAAUUAAUGUUAUCCUUACAGAUGACAAUGAUAAUGCACCACAAUUUCGAGCAACCAAGUAUGAAGUGAACAUCGGAUCCAAUGCUGCCAAAGGAACAUCAGUCCUUAAAGUUUUUGCAAGUGAUGCCGAUGAGGGAUCCAAUGCUGAUGUCACCUAUGCCAUUGAAGCAGAUUCUGAAAGUGUUAAGGAGAAUUUGGAAAUUAACAAACUGUCCGGCGUAAUUACCACAAAGGAAAGCUUAAUUGGCUUAGAAAAUGAAUUCUUCACUUUCUUUGUUAGAGCUGUGGAUAACGGGUCUCCACCAAAAGACUCUGUUGUUCCUGUCUAUGUUAAAAUACUUCCACCAGAAACACAGCUUCCAAAAUUCUCAGAACCAUUUUAUACCUAUACAGUUUCAGAAGACAUGCCUAUUGGAACAGAAAUAGAUCUCAUCCAGGCAGAACAUAGUGGCACUGUUCUUUACAGCCUAAUCAAAGGGAAUACUCCUGAAAGUAAUAGAGAUGAGUUCUUUGUGAUUGACAGGCAAAGCGGGAGACUAAAAUUGGAGAAGAGUCUUGAUCAUGAGACAACUAAGUGGUAUCAGUUUUCCAUACUUGCCAGGUGCACUCGUGAUAACUAUGAACUGGUGGCUUCAGUGGAUGUUAGUAUUCAAGUGAAAGAUACAAAUGAUAACAGCCCAGUCUUGGAGUCCAGUCCAUAUGAGGCAUUUAUUGUCGAAAACCUGCCAGGGGGAAGUAGAGUCAUCCAGAUUAGAGCAUCUGACCUAGAUUCAGGAACCAAUGGUCAAGUUAUGUACAGUCUCGAUCAGUCACAAAGUGUAGACAUCAUCGAAUCUUUUGCCAUUAAUAUGGAAACAGGCUGGAUUACGACUCUGAAGGAACUGGACCAUGAGCAGAGAGACAAUUACCAGAUUAAAGUGGUUGCAUCGGAUUAUGGUGAAAAGGUUCAGCUGUCCUCCACAGCCAUUGUGGAUGUUACUGUCACAGACGUCAAUGACAGUCCGCCCCGCUUCACAGCAGAGAUUUAUAAGGGGACUGUGAGUGAAGACGAUCCCCCAGGCGGCGUAAUUGCCAUCUUAAGCACCACAGAUGCUGACUCUGAGGAGAUUAACAGACAAGUUACAUAUUUCAUCACAGGAGGGGAUGCUUUGGGACAGUUUGCUGUUGAAAAUAUACAGAAUGAGUGGAAGGUCUAUGUGAAGAAACCACUAGAUAGAGAAAAAAAGGACAAUUAUCUUCUGACUAUCACAGCAACUGAUGGGACCUUCUCAUCAAAAGCUAUAGUUGAAGUGAAAGUUCUUGAUGCAAAUGACAACAGUCCAGUGUGUGAAAAGACUCUUUAUUCAGACACCAUUCCUGAGGAUACUCUUCCUGGGAAAUUGAUCAUGCAGGUCUCUGCUACAGAUGCAGAUAUCCGUUCCAACGCUGAAAUUACUUACACAUUGUUUGGUUCAGGGGCAGAAAAAUUCAAACUAAAUCCAGACACAGGUGAACUGAAAACAUUAGCCCCCCUUGAUCGGGAGGAGCAAGCAGUUUAUAAUCUUCUAGUCAAGGCCACAGAUGGAGGUGGAAGAUUCUGUCAAUCCAGUGUUGUGCUCACAUUAGAAGACGUGAAUGAUAACGCCCCUGAAUUCACUGCUGAUCCUUACACCAUCACUGUGUUUGAAAACACAGAACCUGGAACGCUGUUGACCAGAGUGCAGGCCACAGAUGCAGAUGCAGGAUUGAAUCGAAAGAUUUCCUACUCACUAAUUGACUCUGCUGAUGGGCAGUUCUCCAUUAAUGAAUUAUCUGGAAUUAUUCAAUUAGAAAAGCCUUUGGAUAGAGAACUACAGGCAGUAUAUACCCUUACUUUAAAAGCUGUAGACCAAGGUUUGCCAAGGAGGUUGACAGCUACUGGCACCGUUGUUGUAUCAGUUUUAGAUAUAAAUGAUAAUCCACCUGUGUUUGAAUAUCGUGAAUAUGGUGCCACAGUGUCUGAGGAUAUUCUAAUUGGAACAGAAGUUCUUCAAGUUUAUGCAGCAAGUCGGGAUAUUGAAGCAAAUGCAGAAAUCACCUACUCAAUAAUAAGUGGAAAUGAACAUGGAAAAUUCAGCAUAGAUUCUAAAACAGGAGCCAUUUUUAUCAUUGAGAACCUGGAUUAUGAAAGUUCCCAUGAGUAUUACCUGACUGUAGAAGCCACUGAUGGAGGCACUCCUUCCUUAAGUGACAUGGCCACUGUAAACAUUAAUGUGACAGAUAUCAAUGACAACACACCCAUGUUCAGCCAAGAUACCUAUACCACAGUCAUCAGUGAAGAUGCUGUUCUUGAGCAGUCUGUCAUCACUGUUAUGGCUGAUGAUGCUGAUGGACCUUCCAACAGCCACAUCCACUACUCAAUUAUAGAAGGCAAUCAAGGAAGUCCAUUUACAAUUGACCCUGUUAAGGGAGAAGUAAAAGUGACUAAACUUCUAGACCGAGAAACAAUUUCAGGGUACACGCUUACAGUUCAAGCUUCCGAUAAUGGCAGUCCACCCAGAGUCAACACCACGACUGUGAACAUUGAUGUGUCUGAUGUCAAUGACAAUGCUCCAGUCUUCUCCAAGGGGAACUACAGUGUGAUCAUCCAGGAAAAUAAGCCAGUGGGUUUCAGUGUCCUCCAGCUAGUAGUGACAGACAAGGAUUCCUCUCACAAUGGUCCGCCCUUCUACUUUACUAUUGUGAGUGGAAAUGAAGACAAAGCAUUUGAAGUGAACCAGCAAGGAAUCCUCCUGACUGCAACUGCCAUAAAGAGGAAAGUGAGGGACCAUUACUUCCUGCAUGUGAAGGUGGCAGAUAAUGGAAAACCUCAGUUGUCAUCUUUGACAUAUAUUGACAUUAGGGUUAUUGAGGAGAGCAUCCAUCCUCCUGCAAUUCUGCCAUUAGAGAUUUUCAUUACUGCAUUUGGAGAAGAAUACUCCGGUGGUGUCAUUGGAAAAAUCCAUGCAACAGACCAAGAUGUGUAUGACACUUUAACCUAUAGUCUUGACCCCCAAAUGGACAACCUGUUCUCUGUUUCCAGCACAGGGGGUAAGCUGAUCGCACACAAAAAGCUGGAUAUAGGGCAGUACCUUCUAAAUGUCAGCGUAACUGAUGGAAAAUUUACCACGGUGGCUGACAUCACAGUGUACAUCAGACAAAUAACACAAGACAUGUUGAACCACACCAUUGCUAUUCGCUUUGCCAAUCUCACUCCAGAAGAAUUCGUUGGUGACUACUGGCGCAACUUCCAGCGAGCUUUACGAAACAUCCUGGGUGUGAAGAGGAACGACAUACAGAUUGUUAGUUUGCAGCCCUCUGAACCUCAUCCACAUCUGGACGUCUUACUUUUUGUAGAGAAAUCAGGUAGUGCCCAGCUUUCAACGAAACAACUUCUGCAUAAGAUUAAUUCUUCUGUGACUGAUAUUGAGGAAAUCAUUGGUGUUAGGAUAUUGGAUGUAUUCCAGAAGCUCUGUGCAGGACUGGAUUGCCCUUGGAAAUUCUGUGAUGAAAAGGUGUCCAUGGAUGAAAAUGUUAUGUCAACGCAUAGCACGGCCAGACUGAGCUUUGUGACCCCUCGCCACCAUAGAACAGCAGUGUGUCUCUGCCAAGGAAAGUGCCCACCUAUCCACCAUGGGUGUGAAGACAACUCCUGCCCUGCAGGAUCUGAAUGUAUUGCUGACCCAAGAGAGGAGAAGUACACCUGCGUCUGUCCUGGGGGCAGGUUUGGUCAGUGCCCAGGAAGUUCAUCUAUAACAUUUACUGGAAACAGCUUUGUGAAAUACCGUCUAAUGGAAAAUGAAAACAAAUUAGAGAUGAAAUUGACAAUGAGGCUCAGGACCUACUCUACUCAUGCAGUUGUAAUGUAUGCUCGAGGAACUGACUAUAGUAUCUUGGAGAUUCAUAAUGGAAGACUGCAAUAUAAAUUUGACUGUGGAAGUGGCCCUGGAAUUGUCUCUGUUCAAAGCAUUCAAGUCAAUGAUGGACAGUGGCAUGCAGUAUCUCUUGAAGUAAAUGGAAACUAUGCUAGAUUGGUUCUAGACCAAGUUCAUACUGCAUCGGGCACAGCCCCAGGAACUCUGAAAACUCUGAAUCUAGAUAACUAUGUGUUUUUUGGUGGCCACAUCCGGCAGCAAGGAACAAGGAAUGGAAGAAGCCCCCAAGUUGGUAAUGGUUUCAGGGGCUGUAUGGACUCCAUUUAUUUGAAUGGGCAGGAAUUACCUUUAAAUAGCAAACCAAGAAGCUAUGCACACAUCGAAGAGUCAGUGGACAUAUCUCCUGGGUGCUUAUUAACAGCUACAGAAGACUGCUCAAGUAACCCUUGUCAGAAUGGAGGCAUUUGCAAUCCAUCACCUACUGGAGGUUAUUACUGCAAAUGCAGUGCCUUAUACAUAGGAACUUACUGUGAGGUGAGCGUCAACCCAUGUUCCUCCAACCCCUGCCUCUACGGUGGUACUUGCAUCGUAGACAAUGGAGACUUCGUUUGCCAGUGCAGAGGACUAUACACUGGUCAGAGAUGCCAGCUUAGUCCUUACUGCAAAGAUGAACCCUGUAAAAAUGGUGGGACAUGUUUUGACAGUUUGGAUGGUGCUGUUUGUCAGUGUGAUUCAGGUUUUAAGGGAGAAAGGUGUCAGAGUGACAUUGAUGAAUGUGCUGGAAACCCCUGUCGUAAUGGGGCCCUCUGUGAGAACACACACGGCUCCUAUCACUGCAACUGCAGCCAGGAAUACAGAGGAAAACACUGUGAGGAUGCUGCUCCCAAUCAAUACGUGUCCACUCCAUGGAACAUCGGAUUGGCCGAAGGCAUAGGAAUUGUGGUUUUCUUAGCAGGGACAUUUUUACUUGUGGUGGUGUUUGUCCUCUGCCGAAAAAUGAUUAGUCGAAAGAAGAAACACCAGGCUGAACCAGAAGACAAACACCUGGGACCAACCACAGCUUUCUUGCAAAGACCAUAUUUUGAUUCAAAGCUAAAUAAGAACAUUUACUCAGACAUACCACCCCAGGUGCCUGUCCGUCCUAUCUCCUACACUCCGAGCAUUCCAAGUGACUCUAGAAAUAAUCUUGACAGAAAUUCUUUUGAAGGAUCUGCUAUACCAGAGCAUCCCGAAUUCAGUACUUUUAAUCCUGAGUCUAUGCACGGACACCGGAAAGCAGUGGCUGUCUGCAGCGUAGCACCAAACUUGCCUCCCCCACCUCCCUCAAACUCUCCUUCUGACAGUGACUCAAUACAGAAGCCUAACUGGGACUUUGACUAUGACGCUAAAGUGGUGGAUCUCGAUCCCUGUCUUUCCAAGAAGCCUCUAGAAGAAAAGCCUUCUCAGCCCUACAGUGCCCGGGAGAGCCUGUCUGAAGUGCAGUCUCUUAGCUCCUUCCAGUCUGAAUCAUGUGACGACAAUGCUUCCAUAGUGACCGUAAUACACCUUGUCAAUGCUGUAGUUGACACGGUGACUAAAGAAGAAUCUUUGGCUGCUCCUGACCUCAGCAAAUCAAGAGGGUACCACUGGGAUACAUCAGAUUGGAUGCCAAGUGUUCCUCUGCCAGAUAUUCAAGAGUUCCCCAAUUACGAGGUUAUUGAUGAGCAUACACCCCUGUACUCAGCAGAUCCAAAUGCCAUCGAUACAGACUAUUAUCCUGGAGGUUACGACAUUGAAAGUGAUUUUCCACCACCUCCGGAAGACUUCCCUGCACCUGAUGAAUUACCACCAUUGCCUCCAGAAUUCAGCGAUCAGUUUGAAUCUAUACACCCACCUAGAGACAUGCCUGCUGCAGGUAGCUUGGGGUCUUCGUCCAGAAAUCGGCAGAGGUUCAACUUGAACCAGUACCUGCCCAAUUUCUAUCCUGUCGAUAUGUCUGAACCUCAAAACAAAGGCACUGGUGAGAAUAGUACUUGUAGAGAACCCUAUGCCCCUUACCCUCCAGGGUAUCAAAGAAACUUUGACUCCUCCACUGUAGAAAACAUGCCCAUGUCUGUGUACACUUCCACAGCUUCCUGCUCCGAUGUGUCGGCGUGCUGUGAAGUAGAGUCUGAGGUCAUGAUGAGUGACUAUGAGAGUGGAGAUGACGGCCACUUUGAAGAGGUGACAAUUCCUCCACUGGAUUCUCAACAACAUACAGAAGUCUGACACUCAAACUCCCCCCUAAAGUGCCUGGACUUUAUCGAACCUAGAGAUUAUAUCAAUAAUCUGCAUUGUUCUUUGCAGCAGUGCUUAAGCGCUUUUUUUCGGUGAGCUAAAAUGGGCAUGGCUGCACUGAAUCAUGCGCUUCUUGACGUUAGCCAUUUCCAGUGUCCUAACCCACUGUAAUUGGAUGAGAUUUCAUUGGCUGUGCCAUUUCUGAACAUCUUUUUGUAUUUACAUUGUCUGUUAAAAUAAUGAAGCGAAAAUAAGUCCUACCAUCUUGUUAGCAUGGUUCGUGUAUUUAUAUAGAUUUGAUUAUUUUAAUUUUCCUUUCUCUUUUUUUGUAAAUUUUAUGUACAGAUUUGAUUUUUUCAUAGUUUUAACUAGACUUUGGAGACACUUUGUGCAUUUGUUUUCAGCUGAAUUUUGGUGGUAUUAAGUGUCAUUACCUAGCACCCUGAUUCUUUACUAUAACCAGGGUUUCACUAUAUGUUCUUUUCCACUGAAGUAUGACAUUUCAUUAACACAUUUCAAUAUAGUCAUUUAUUUCUAGCUGUACAUAUAGGAUGAGGGAAAAUCUGAUACAUGGACAUGUCUUAAAUGGGUUGCUGUAUUUUAGAAUUAUAAACAUUUUUCAUUAUUGGAAAGUGUAAUGGGGACCUUCUGCAGACCUGUUUAGGACCAAAACCACCAUGACACAGUUUUUAUAGUGUCUGUAUAUUUGUGAUGCAAUGGUCUUGUAAAGGUUUUUACUGAAAACUACCAUUAGCCAGUCUUUCUUACUGACAAUAAAUUAUUAAUAAAAUACUUUAGCUUUA
Molecule: messenger RNA, 15380 nt
Organism: Sciurus carolinensis (gray squirrel)
Lineage: Eukaryota; Metazoa; Chordata; Mammalia; Rodentia; Sciuridae
Gene: Fat1
Product: FAT atypical cadherin 1
Exons: 30
Coding region: 643-14568 (4641 amino acids)
Biological process (GO): adherens junction organization; homophilic cell-cell adhesion; multicellular organism development
Cellular component (GO): plasma membrane; adherens junction; catenin complex
Molecular function (GO): calcium ion binding; cadherin binding
Source: RefSeq, a predicted model, not a curated record